Molecule: messenger RNA, 1115 nt
Organism: Setaria italica (foxtail millet)
Lineage: Eukaryota; Viridiplantae; Streptophyta; Magnoliopsida; Poales; Poaceae
Product: ribulose-phosphate 3-epimerase, cytoplasmic isoform
Exons: 8
Coding region: 182-859 (225 amino acids)
Biological process (GO): pentose-phosphate shunt, non-oxidative branch; carbohydrate metabolic process; pentose-phosphate shunt
Cellular component (GO): cytosol
Molecular function (GO): D-ribulose-phosphate 3-epimerase activity; metal ion binding
Source: RefSeq, a predicted model, not a curated record
AAGGGGUCAGGUCCACCUACUCCCGUACUCCGCGAAGCGUGAAUCAAGCCGCCGGGCAGCCGCCGACCCGAACGAAACAUCGUCUUCUCUUCAGUGUUCCCACCCCAUCUCAGACCUCAACUACUACUCCAAUCAGGGGAGGAAGCAACCACCACCAGUCGGGGGAGGAAGCGAACCGGACAUGGCGUCGGCGAAGAUAGCGCCGUCGAUGCUCUCAUCGGACUUCGCCAACCUCGCCUCGGAGGCCGAGCGCAUGGUCCGCCUCGGCGCCGACUGGCUCCACAUGGACAUCAUGGAUGGGCACUUCGUUCCUAAUCUGACUAUUGGGGCUCCAGUGAUUCAGAGCUUGAGGAAACACACCAAAGCAUAUUUGGACUGCCAUCUUAUGGUCACAAAUCCUUCAGAUUAUGUAGAACCAUUGGGAAAGGCCGGCGCCUCAGGAUUCACAUUCCAUAUUGAAGUAACCAGAGAAAACUGGCAAGAGCUCAUCCAAAGCAUUAAAUCGAAGGGUAUGAGGCCUGGUGUAUCAUUGAGGCCAGGAACUCCAGUGGAGGAAGUUUUUCCCCUGGUCGAAGCAGCAAAUCCGGUGGAAUUGGUUCUUGUGAUGACAGUUGAACCUGGCUUUGGUGGUCAGAAGUUCAUGCCAGAAAUGAUGGACAAGGUUCGUACACUGAGAAGGAAGUACCCUACCCUUGACAUAGAGGUCGAUGGUGGUCUAGGUCCUUCAACCAUCGAUGUAGCAGCAUCUGCUGGGGCCAACUGCAUUGUCGCUGGAAGCUCCAUAUUUGGCGCUGCUGACCCAGGAGAGGUCAUAUCGGUGCUUAGGAAGAGCGUCGAGGGCCCUCAGAACAAAAGCUGAUUUUUGUAAUAUGCUAUUUCUGCUGUAAACUAGAUCCACUCUGCACGUUGAUCAUAUAAACAGAUCCUCAGAUUGCAAUAAAAACUGUCAAGCGAGAAUAAAAUUCAGUGUUGGCCCUGAUGCCACGGUGUGAGUGUCAUGUAACCACAUUUUCUUUUUUAAAGAACAACCUGAGUGUGUGUUUCCUUAUAUCUUUCUUGUAAAUCUUACUGUGCUGUCAAGAAAGGAUGAAAGAUCUUGCUUGUGCUUUCGUCAA